AUGUCGCCGGCCGCCCUUACCCCCGAGCCAUCCUUCCAGGUGCAGCCCAUCAUCAAGCGGAAAGAUCAGCUGUUCAACUUCGGGGCUACUGUGGAAGGACUCGAUCUCAACCAGAUUUCCGACGACGAUGUCCAGCGACUCAAGGAGACCAUCUGGACGCAUAAGGUGAUUGUGGUCAAGGGCCAGCAAAGCCUGACUCCGCAGAAACAUUGGGAACUAGUCACGCGCUUCGACCCCGACGCUUCUCAGGAGCACAGCCACGGGAAACUGGAAACGUUUCAAAAGAAAGGAGGCGUGCUCUCCCGGUCUCGCGACGUGUACGGCAUCCCUGGAGCAGAGAACGUGCGACUGAUUGGGAAAGGAUAUCAAGGCGACGAUCACUAUGGGCUCAAGAACCUCGAUGUCAAGGGAUUGUCGAACGAUUUCCACGCUGAUCCGCCCCGCGACGAAGAGUUCCAGCAAGGGUUCACACGCUUUCAACGAUGGCACAUCGAUGCGCCCCUGUAUGGUCGCGAUCCCGCGUGGUUUACCACCCUCCGAGCGGUCAAGCUUCCCUCUGGACCGGACCUGACCAUCCGCUGGGACGAUGGGUCCGGCCUGAGUAUGCAAUCGCCGCCGGGGCUGACCGCCUUCUUCAGCACGUCGCAACUGUACAACCUGCUGAGCGCGGAGGAAAAGCUGGUUGCCGACCACAGCUGGGUCGAGUACGCACCAUAUCCGUACAUGUGGAUUGAGAAUUGCAAAGCCCCUUCGACAGGACUCGGGCUCAAGUCAGAAGGCAAGGAGCAUAGCAUCGAGGAUCUGGGCGAAUACGACGAGAAAGAUGUCAAGACAUAUCCUUGCGUAUGGGUCAACCCUGUCACGGGUGAGAAGGCGUUCCAAGUCCACGGGAUCGCCGUGCGAAAGCUAUUCCUCCGCUCGUCCGUCGCCGAGCAGCCCCAAGUGGUCGAGGACGUCGAAGCCAUCCGCGCCUUCCUGCACAAUAUCCAAUCCCGCAUCCUUCGUCCCGAAUACAUUUGGCUCCCCGAGGUCGAGGAAGGCGACAUCGUCAUGUGGGACAACUAUGGCACCUUCCACACCGCGGUGGAUUACCCAGUCCAGAAGUACGGCCCUCGGACCAUGCACCAGGCAAAUAUAGGUGCCAGCAGAGGGCCCGUUGGACCUGUGCCCAUACCUUCCGUGGGUUGA
Capronia epimyces CBS 606.96 is the source of this 1188-nucleotide messenger RNA. RefSeq lists its product as uncharacterized. Gene Ontology annotation, molecular function: oxidoreductase activity. NCBI's taxonomy places the organism in Eukaryota, Fungi, Ascomycota, Eurotiomycetes, Chaetothyriales, Herpotrichiellaceae. The transcript has 3 exons. The coding region runs from base 1 to 1188 and encodes 395 amino acids. The record is from RefSeq and is a predicted model, not a curated record.